AUGCCUUCCAUUAACACCCUCAUCGCGGCUUUCCUUGUGGCGGCCGUGUCUUUUGUGAACGUGGUCGAGGCGCAGGCCCCCGGCACCUUCACGGACGAGAACGUGCGUCAUCAGAAGUGCAGUAAGGGCUGCGUGGCGGGUCUGCUCGUGAUGGCCGGCGUUGCCGCCGUCUUCUUCUCUGGGGUGAUGUGCUUCGCCAUCUGGCCUGCCGCGGAGCUGACGAGCCGCCAGGAGAAGCGUGCCGCCGCCCGCAAGCGCAUUCAGGAGCGCAAGGAGGCCGAAGAGGAGGCCCGCGCCAAGAACGAAGCUCUCAAGGACGAUGAGUAA
Messenger RNA from Leptomonas pyrrhocoris, 327 nucleotides. RefSeq lists its product as hypothetical. The coding region runs from base 1 to 327 and encodes 108 amino acids. The record is from RefSeq and is a predicted model, not a curated record. The transcript has a single exon. Lineage: Eukaryota; Euglenozoa; Kinetoplastea; Trypanosomatida; Trypanosomatidae.